AUAAACAACACGAAAAAAUUAUUAGGUUAGCCUCAAAGUUUAAUUAAAGUUAUCUUUUUAAAAUGAAGACCUCGCGAGCCAAAAAAGCCCGGAAGACUCUUGGAUUUUAUGUGAAUAAUUAUAAAUUUCAUCAACCUUUUCAAGUCCUUAUUGAUGGUACAUUUGCAUUUGCAGCAUUACAGAACAAAUUUAACAUACAAGAGCAACUUGCAAAGUACUUCCAAUCUGAAACAAAGUUGCUAACAACAGCAUGUAUCAUCUCGGAAACUGAAAAACUUGGUAUAUUCUCUCCAGCAGUUAACGGUGCUACACAAAUCGUGAAACAGUACGUUAUACACAGAUGUGGACACGAAAAGAAACCAAUAAAUGGCUCAAAAUGUUUUUUAUCUAUGAUAGGAAAAGAUAAUAGUACAAGAUACAUUGUUGCAACGCAAGAUCGUGAACUUCAAGAUAAAUUGAGGAUAAUUCCGGGAGUUCCAUUAAUUUAUUUACAUGGAAAAGUACCCACACUAGACUCUCCUUCAGAGGCGAGCCGUAAACAUGCUGAAGCUGUACAGAAAGGUUUAGGUAUGUCUACAUGGGAAAAAGAAAAUGCAAAAGUAUUGCGAAAGCAAGCAGGGCUAGAAGAGAAAGAAACUAAAUUGAAGAAGAAAAGGAAAAAGGGAGGACCAAAUCCGCUUAGUUGUUUGAAAAAAAAGAAAAAACCUGAAACAAUAUUGAAGAAAAAUGGUACAAAGUCUGGCAAGGUCAGAAGAAGAAAAAUUAAAAUAGCGCCACACAUUAAAGAGGCUCUACUAGCAGAAUUGAAGAAUAAAAGUACAUAAAAUUAUACGCGUGUCGUGCAAAUUUUGAUCAUGUAUUCUGUGAAUACAACAUAUAAAAAGUAAAAUCGUUAAAAAAUUAAAAACUGGGAAAACAAAAUGCUUUUUUUCAUUCAAUAUCUUAUUGACUUGAAAAAAUAAUUAUAUAGUUAAAAACGUUACUAAGCAUGCACGCACAUGUAUAUAUAUACACACAGGGUGUUUCUUAAAGUCCGCUCAUCAUAUGAUACCACCCAUGAUAUGAAAACUGAAUUUUUUAUCAGAAAAGUCCUCUACUAUUUUACAACUUUUGUAAUAAUUAAUGAUUGGUCGGAUAUGCGGUUAUUUGGCAAUCUUUAGAAAUUAAUAUUUCGUUAACAUUGCGAAAAUUGUAGAGGACUUAUCAACUCAGUUUUUGAUCAGGAAUAGCACUAUAUGAUUCGUGGACGGUCUUCAGAAAGAAACACCCAGUAUAUACUUUUAUGAUAAGAUUUAAAUAGAUAUCAUAUUUCUUAAGGUCACCACACAUAAAUAAAUUUUAGUUAUAACUAUAAGACCAUAAACAUAUCGACUAAUACAAACAUUCUCACAGCUGUGUAUUC
Molecule: messenger RNA, 1402 nt
Organism: Trachymyrmex cornetzi
Lineage: Eukaryota; Metazoa; Arthropoda; Insecta; Hymenoptera; Formicidae
Product: rRNA-processing protein UTP23 homolog
Exons: 3
Coding region: 63-824 (253 amino acids)
Cellular component (GO): small-subunit processome
Source: RefSeq, a predicted model, not a curated record